UGCAAGCGGAAGUAGUUUGAGCUCGGUGGUCGGGACGACCAAUAUUCUACGGUAACAGCGCUCAAACGAUGGCUACCAGGCUGCUCGUGAGGAGAAUUUGGACCUUCUCUGUGAAAGACAUUCGCUACCGCCUCCCAUCCUCUUCCUCAGUCUUGUGCUCUUCGUCAUACUCUACCUCACUCAGUCCGUCAUCAGCUCCCCAAUCUUUCCUGUCACCCUCUCGCUCUCUGCCUCGAUCCCUUCCCCUCACCUCACGUCGAGAAGUCUCUUUCAACGUGCAAGACCAUGAAGACUUCACAGAGAGAGUCAUUAACAGCGAGUUACCUGUGCUUGUGGACUUUCAUGCACAGUGGUGCGGACCUUGUAAGAUCCUCGGACCGAGGUUGGAGAAGGCCAUUGCCAAGCAGAAGGGUCGCGUUGCCAUGGCGAAGGUUGACAUUGACGAGCACACAGACCUGGCCAUUGAAUAUGGGGUGUCAGCCGUUCCCACGGUGAUUGCCAUGCGUGGCGGUGAUGUCAUAGACCAGUUUGUGGGGAUCAAAGAUGAAGACCAGCUGGACUCCUUUGUCAAAAAGCUCAUUGGACAAUGAACUUUUCAAUCAAAUCUCACUAAUACCCCUCCUCUCUUUGUAUUCCCCAUUCAUUACCAGAUCCAGUUUACAGCACUUAUCAGAAAUAUUCAGAUGACUAACUGCUCAU
Molecule: messenger RNA, 699 nt
Organism: Chanos chanos (milkfish)
Lineage: Eukaryota; Metazoa; Chordata; Actinopteri; Gonorynchiformes; Chanidae
Gene: txn2
Product: thioredoxin 2
Exons: 4
Coding region: 69-590 (173 amino acids)
Biological process (GO): cell redox homeostasis
Cellular component (GO): mitochondrion
Molecular function (GO): protein-disulfide reductase activity
Source: RefSeq, a predicted model, not a curated record